Molecule: messenger RNA, 735 nt
Organism: Trichophyton rubrum CBS 118892
Lineage: Eukaryota; Fungi; Ascomycota; Eurotiomycetes; Onygenales; Arthrodermataceae
Exons: 2
Coding region: 1-735 (244 amino acids)
Molecular function (GO): FAD binding
Source: RefSeq, a predicted model, not a curated record
AUGCCGCCCCAAUCCGUGGUAAUUGUUGGAGGUUCAGUUGCAGGGUUGCUACAGGGACUACAGCUCAAACGCAGCGGUAGUAAUGUCAUCGUGCUCGAGCAAGACCCCUCGAAAGACCGCCACAGUCAUGAAUCCGGGGUAUCGAUCGGACGAACUGUGGUACACUUGUUGGAUAAAUACGAUGCAACAGGGCGACCAGCAGCAAUUCCGGCAAAGUACUUGAGUGCUGCAUGGCACAAAUGGCUCAGGGUAGUGAAUACUCACUGGGCACACAGCAUGAGCAACUGGGGAUGUCUAUACCUGAUUCUGAGAGCGAACUUCGACGGCUUGAAAUCCGAGACAGUUCCAAACCCGCCACAGCCACGCAAGGGAGACGGGGACGUGGAGUAUUGGCCUGGAAAGCGUGCGACGGGACUGAAGUAUGAUCGCGACGCGGGUAAGGUGCACCUCCAGUAUGUGGAUGUAACAACCGGUGAGGAGGGAACUGUGAGCGCAGACACCAUCAUUGCAGCAGAUGGAGUGCACUCCACGAUCAGGAAAAUAUUACAGGUACCGACACGCAAGGAAUAUGCAGGGUAUAUUGGAUGGCGCGGUACAGUGCCAGAAAGCUUGCUGUCCGAGCAGACAAUUGAAUACUUUUCGAAUCGACUAAACUUCACCGUUAUGAAUGGCACUUAUUUCAUAAGGCGAGUCAAUCGUUUAGACAUUUGUGGAUGCCCGCUGACAUGGGUUUAG